Messenger RNA from Neurospora hispaniola, 939 nucleotides. RefSeq lists its product as uncharacterized. The transcript has a single exon. Bases 382 to 939 code for a protein of 185 amino acids. NCBI's taxonomy places the organism in Eukaryota, Fungi, Ascomycota, Sordariomycetes, Sordariales, Sordariaceae. The record is from RefSeq and is a predicted model, not a curated record.
CUCCCUUGUCCAUCGGCAAAGUCUUCUGGGCCGGCCACUCCUCUGUCCUCAAGUGAAGCUCCUGGAACAAUGGCCAAGCCGUCAAAGCACAGGGCAGUCAAGGUCGCGAAACAAUGCGGCCUCCAAACCUGGUGUUAGGAUGUGAACCUUCAACGCGCAUUUUUUUCAAAGUCUAGGGGAGUUCUGGUGACAGCCCUUCUGGGGUUUUCCCCCAUUCACUGCCAUCGAUGGGCCACCACGCUUCUUCGCUCGUAAGAAAACCCUCGCUCUCGAAAUUUUGGACAGGAAGCCACCUACCAUUCAGUGCAUUCAAUUCUGCCUCUAUGUUGGAGGUACCGCUCGCCAUUUCCAACCAGCAUUGACUUCAGUAUUUCGUUAGCCAUGUCCACGGAGUUGCCAAAGACACCGCAGCCCUCUCCCAAGCCCGUUGAAGGCGAAGGCGAGUCAACAAGAGCCAUCGAUGAGGUCAUCGACACGCCGGAGGCCCUUAGGAGACUAGCGAAAGGGGUUAAGGACAUUUUGGAGGGGAUGAACGGAGAACCCAACGCAUUUGAGCAUCCUGGCGACCAUCCCGGUACCGACAACUGUCGUUCGAACGACAAUUUGGAUGUCCCAGAGGAUAAAUCCCUGUUCGACAUCUCUGACUUUGGCUGUCACGAUCAUGUCGAGGAGGCAAAGGAAACUAGGGAGCAAAAGCAUGAGGGAAUACCGAUCAACGACAUACCAAGCAUCACGAAGGUUGGCGCAAAGCUGGCAGUAACUUUGGAGGCUGAAGCGACUGCAGAUGGAAUCACAGGAAUUUCUGCAAAUUUACCCAGGAAAAGCGAACAGCUACCCUUUGAGACGGAAAAUGCUCAUCAAAGGGAGAUUCUAUUGCCUCCCCUUCACCCUCGUUACACGCUUCAUCCAACUCGCAAACAAAGACGAGCGAGCAUUUAG